This is a messenger RNA of Phodopus roborovskii (desert hamster), 3091 nucleotides long. It is a transcript of the gene Ficd, whose product is annotated as FIC domain protein adenylyltransferase. The record is from RefSeq and is a predicted model, not a curated record. Gene Ontology annotation, molecular function: protein binding. The coding region runs from base 156 to 1532 and encodes 458 amino acids. The transcript has 3 exons. NCBI's taxonomy places the organism in Eukaryota, Metazoa, Chordata, Mammalia, Rodentia, Cricetidae.
GCGGCAGGCCUUGCGCCUCCCUGUCCCAGCCUCAGUUUCCCCCCUUCGGGAGUAAGCCCGGCAUGCUGGGCUGGAGCAGCUGCAAAGGCCGCGCGCAGUGAUGACGUGGCGGAUCCUGCUUUCCCUGAGUGCUCCGGGCCCAGCCCCUAGUCCAGAUGACACUCAUGCCGAUGGCUUCGGUGAUGGCAGUGGCUGAACCCAAAUGGGUCUCGGUCUGGAGCCGUUUCCUGUGGCUGGCACUGCUGAGCAUGGCUCUGGGGUCGCUGCUGGCCCUGCUGCUGUCACUGGGAACGAUGGAAGAGCAGUGUCUGGCUGUGCUCAGAGGCUUCCACCUGCUCAGGAGCAAAUUGGACAGAACCCAGCAUGUGGUCACCAAGUGCACCAGCCCAUCCACAGAGCUCAGCGUCACCUCCGGGGACGUGGGGCUGCUGAGUGUCCAGACGAAGCCAUCUGCAGCAGGGAGGCUGGAGGCCAGGGCAGCCCUGAACCAAGCCCUGGAGAUGAAGCAUCAAGGCAAGAGGGAGAAAGCCCACAAGCUCUUCCUGCACGCCCUCAAGAUGGACCCCGGCUUCGUAGACGCGCUCAACGAGUUCGGCAUCUUCUCGGAAGAGGAAAAGGACAUCAUCCAGGCGGACUACCUGUACACCAGGGCACUGACCAUUUCACCCUUCCAUGAGAAGGCGCUGGUCAACCGGGAUCGGACACUGCCGCUGGUGGAGGAGAUCGACCAGAGGUACUUCAGCAUCAUCGACAGCAAAGUGAAGAAGGUCAUGUCCCUCCCCAAGGGGAGCUCCGCCCUGCGCAGGGUCAUGGAGGAGACCUACUACCACCACAUCUACCACACGGUGGCAAUUGAGGGCAACACCCUCACCCUCUCGGAGAUCAGGCACAUCCUGGAGACCCGCUACGCCGUGCCAGGGAAGAGCCUGGAGGAGCAGAACGAGGUGAUCGGCAUGCAUGCGGCCAUGAAAUACAUCAACACCACCCUGGUGUCCCGCAUCGGGUCUGUCACCAUCGACGACAUGCUGGAGAUCCACAGGAGGGUGCUGGGGUAUGUGGACCCGGUGGAAGCAGGGAGGUUUCGGAGGACCCAGGUCCUGGUGGGACACCACAUCCCACCGCACCCCCGGGACGUGGACAAGCAGAUGCAAGAGUUCACGCAGUGGCUCAAUUCAGAGGACGCCAUGAAUCUGCACCCGGUGGAGUUCGCAGCCUUAGCCCACUACAAACUUGUGUACAUCCACCCGUUUAUCGACGGCAACGGGAGGACCUCCCGCCUGCUGAUGAACCUGAUCCUGAUGCAGGCGGGGUACCCCCCCAUCACCAUACGCAAGGAGCAGAGGUCCGAGUACUACCAUGUAUUGGAAGUCGCCAAUGAGGGCGACGUACGGCCCUUCAUCCGCUUCAUUGCCAAGUGUACCGAGGUCACGCUGGACACGCUGCUCCUCGCCACCACUGAGUAUUCCGUGGCGCUGCCGGAAGCCCAGCCCAACCAUUCUGGGUUCAAGGAGACACUCCCUGUGAGGCCCUAACCUGCCAGCCCUCCCCUGGCAACAGGAGACGAUCUCCGAAGAGCCCCUCUCUAGAAACAUAGCUCUCCCCAGGAGCAAGAGGAGACACUUGACGUCUUUACCUCUUUACCUCCAGAUGUUUUUUUUUUAGUUGAGAAAGGAAACUAUAUUAUUAAGCCUUGUCUUUAGGAUAAUUUAUACUUCAGCCGAGUUAUUUAUUUUUUUGAGAGCUAGCAGUGCCACGUGGUGCUGUGACUGUGGUGAUCCCAGGGUCCUGCAGGGGCAGCCGGGCCCCUCUGAUGUCCUUCCUGAGCCUGGGUUCUGGACAGAAUUUUGCACUUAAGUGGGGCAGCGGGGCCAGAUCUGUGGGACGAAGCCCAGAGCCACUCAGAUGCCUUUGAUGUCCCGUGACCAGAAGGCAGGCUGCAAUCCUGGGCAAAACCUGCCCUGCUGUGUGGCAGGCUUUCACACCUGUGAGGCUGGCAGAGCAGCCCUUUGAGACAGGAAGCAGAUGUAGCCAUCUCCAGCAGGAAACUGCAGAUUUCCAAAGACACCCCCUCCCCCACUCAUUAACUUGCUAGCCUGAGUGGCAGGGGAUGUUAUUUUCCUAACCACUUCCAGGAGGAGGGCGGCCAGCUUGGCUUCUUGGCUUUUUCUUUCUACUGUACUUCAUUUGCAUCAAGUCAGACCAGAUGUUUUAGCCGAGUUCCCCAAGCUUGUCAACCUGUUCGUCAGGCCAUAAAGAGGUCUGCUUUCACUUGCCCUACAGUCUCCUGCAGGAGGACCCCAGAGGGCCCGGAGGCGAGGGUCGGUGGUAGAAUGCUUACGUAACUCGCCCUGCUGCAGGCACCAUCCCUAACAUUAAAACCAAACACCAAAGAGCUCAUCUAAGAUACCACACCAACCCCAAAUAAGCAUCCCUGAUAAAAGAAUUAAAAGCUAGCAGACACCUGACCUUAGCCCAGACUGGUCCCUUUUGUCCUGUGUUUUUAAACCUCUUACCCCUAUAAAGCCAUCAUAGGGUCCAACAUCCCCUUGGGGAAGGAGAGAUUGAUUGCCUCAGAGUGGCCUGGCUUCCCUGAUAAUGUCAUGCCCGACAAACGCCUUUCAAAGUCGUCAUCUUAGAAAAAAAUAAACUUUCCCAAUCAUAUAUGGCUAAGUGCCGAUUUGACUGCUGCUAUUCAGUGGAGUGGCUAGAAACCACUGGGCUUUGUUCUGAGGGAAGCCUGGGGUCCCUCACCACGCUGCACUUUUUCUUUCUUGAAGGAUGGUAAAUUCAUACCAGGUGUCAAACUAGUGGGUAGACGCUGCCAACUGAUGUACCAGUGUUUAUACGACUCUUAGUGGCAGUUUGUGAGGGCCUGACUGAAAAGAUGUGUGCAUGCAGCGUCACCACAGCUCUGGAGGCCGCAGUGACGUGUCCCGCUGCAGCCAGCGCAUGGCAGCACAGCCUCAGACGCCUUGCUUUUCUCCGCAGCAUACCUAGUCUCACAGGGUGCUUGCUUGGUCCUGCACUUUAGAUACACAUGGGAGAAAUUUUAACAACUUGCUGGUUCUAAUAAAGUAUUUUAUUACAUAAA